AUGUCUCCUCCCACCAGAAAAGGAACGUCACCGACGACCCCUUCUUCAGAAGACACACCCUCUGCCUCCUCCUCAUCAUCCCCAUCACCAACCGCCGAUAACACCCCACUCGCCCUUCCAGGAACAUCCUCAGCCUUCACAAGCGGCAUCGGCACCGCGGACACAAGUGGACAAGCGACACCCACAGUGUCUGCACGACGCACAGGUACAGGGUCCUACAAUCUCGACAUCAGCGGAGAACAAGACCCACACGCUACCGUUGACACCGUCUCCGUCCCCGCGGUCCUGGGUAUUACAACUACAACCUCGACCCUUAAAAGUAAUCAGCAAUUCGACCUAGCGACAUGUGGGAACGAUAACGCUGGUAAACACACAUACGCAACGACAGACCAGAACUCGGACCCCUACGAUAUCGAAAUGGCUCCCAUCAGCGGAGCAGGGGGCGGCCACCGACGCCGGAGAAGCAGUCUUAUGAAUCCCGUAGGGGCAUCAUCCAGCAGCAGACACCGGUCUCCCCGCCCACGAUCAUCGGCAGGGAAGGGAAUUGACUCGGACGAGUCCAAGUUGGUUGGGGACGAUACAAGGGUGCAGGAAGUUGCGGGACGCCAUGAAGGACUCAGCGAUGACGAUUUGACGGACGAGGACCUCCAUAUCGAUGAAGAGGCCGGCUUGACAGGCGCAGACAGACGGAGGAAAAGCCGCAAGAGGACUCGCAACACCCGGCUGGACCAGAGGAUAGCGAGGGACAGGAUAUCGGAGGCAGAGAAGCUGGAGGCGGACAGGGCGGUGCUGAAGAAUGCUCUCAUUAACAUGACACUGAUUCUUCUUUGGUACUUCUUCUCGUUAAGCAUCUCCUUGUAUAACAAGUGGAUGUUCGACCCAAAGAAGCUUAAUUUUCGAUUCCCAUUAUUUACGACCGCCACACACAUGCUCGUGCAGUUCUCUUUGGCAUCCGUGGUUUUGUUCUUCUUUCCCUCGCUGCGACCAACAAAUAAACACAAGUCGGAUCUGGGCCAGUCGAGGCAUGAUCCGGAACGGCCCGUCAUGACCAAGUGGUUCUACCUUACCAGGAUUGGUCCCUGCGGAAUGGCGACUGGCCUCGAUAUCGGGCUGGGCAAUACCUCGUUACAGUUUAUCACCCUCACCUUUUACACCAUGUGUAAAUCCUCCUCGCUAGCCUUCGUCCUCAUCUUCGCCUUCCUCUUCCGCCUCGAAUCACCCACCUGGCGCCUAAUAGCCAUCAUCGCAACCAUGACCUUCGGCGUCGUGAUGAUGGUCGCAGGCGAGGUCGAGUUCAAGCUAGGCGGCUUCCUCCUCGUCAUCUCCGCCUCCUUCUUCUCCGGCUUCCGCUGGGGUUUGACGCAGAUCCUGCUUCUCCGCAACCCGGCCACGUCCAACCCGUUCUCCAGCAUCUUCUUCCUGGCUCCCGUCAUGUUCGUCAGCCUGGUCGCCAUCGCCAUUCCCGCCGAGGGGUUCUCGGCUUUGUUCGCCGGCCUGAAGAUCAUCGCCGACGAGCACGGUAUGCUCGUCGCCCCGCUUCUCAUCCUUUUCCCGGGUACCAUUGCCUUUUUGAUGACCGCGUCCGAGUUCGCUCUGCUGAAGCGCACCUCGGUCGUCACCUUGUCGAUUGCCGGCAUCUUUAAGGAGGCAGUCACCAUCUCGGCCGCCGCCAUCGUCUUUGGCGACACCAUGACCCUCAUCAACGUCAUGGGACUGCUCGUCACCCUGGCUGCCAUUGCCACGUACAACUAUCUCAAGAUCUCCAAGAUGCGCCAGGAUGCGCAGAAUAACGUUCACAUGGCCCACAUGGUCGGCGGCGGCAGUGGCAGCGGGUCUUCGUCCUCUGCUUCUACCAGUCGUAGCGGAAGCAGGAGUGGAAGUGGCAGUGGGAGCAGCAGCAGUGAGAGAGACGGGGAGGGCGAUGAUGUCGAGGACGAGGGAAGGGGUCUCCUUGAUGGCGCUGUAGCAGAAACCCUAUUCAUUGCUGAUGGGGAUGCGGUCAAGCGAAGCCCGGAUUCGCCUGCCACGAGAGGGAGGGGGCGGUCGGUGGAUCAGAGGCUUAGGGCUGCCUGA
This is a messenger RNA of Sordaria macrospora k-hell, 2073 nucleotides long. RefSeq lists its product as uncharacterized. Gene Ontology annotation, biological process: UDP-glucose transmembrane transport. NCBI's taxonomy places the organism in Eukaryota, Fungi, Ascomycota, Sordariomycetes, Sordariales, Sordariaceae. Gene Ontology annotation, cellular component: endoplasmic reticulum-Golgi intermediate compartment; cis-Golgi network; Golgi apparatus. The record is from RefSeq and is a predicted model, not a curated record. Gene Ontology annotation, molecular function: antiporter activity.